Molecule: messenger RNA, 888 nt
Organism: Ascochyta rabiei
Lineage: Eukaryota; Fungi; Ascomycota; Dothideomycetes; Pleosporales; Didymellaceae
Product: nuclear mRNA export, poly(A)+RNA binding protein
Exons: 1
Coding region: 1-888 (295 amino acids)
Biological process (GO): poly(A)+ mRNA export from nucleus
Cellular component (GO): nucleus
Molecular function (GO): protein binding; RNA binding
Source: RefSeq, a predicted model, not a curated record
AUGUCUGCACCACGAGGACAAGGGCGCGGACGAGGUCGUGGCCGAGGUCGAGGCCGAGGAGACUACUACACUCCCAGCGAUCGCCAAAAUCAGAACCAGAGCCAGCCUCAACAGCAAGCCGAGCCAGAUCGUGCAGCAGCAACUCUUAACACUGUCGAUCUUCUCAAAGGCUUCCUAGCACGGCGCUACGAUGCUUCUACCAAACUGCUCAAUUUCUCAACUAUCGCGACUGACGAAGAAGUUGCAAAAAGCGGCAUGUUCCGACAAGAAUCAACGCAAAAGAAAUUCUUCCCAGCACUCAUGGUAAUCUGUGAUGAGAUGCUUGAAACGCGGGAGGCCAAGGAAGCCGCCAUCGAAAGCGUCACACUCUGCGGCAACAACAUCACCAAUCUUAACGUAGUGUUCGAUCUCUGUAAAACUCUGAAUCACAUCAAAAAUCUCGACUUAAGCGGCAACGCCUUCCACUCGGUUAACGCCCUGAAACCCUGGAAAGGCCGUUUCAAGAAGCUCGAGCACCUGAUUAUCGAUCCCUUCAGCAGCAUAGGAUGGGAAGAUGAGCUCACAGCUUGGUUCCCCAAACUUCGAAUCCUGAAUGGCAGCCAGGUCCGUGCCGAUAACACUGCACCGGGCGACGCAAGUAUGAUUACGGAUGCACCCAUGGCCCCAACACCACAACCAAUGGCCGGCGCGCCAUCACCAACACCAACGUUACCAGCACCGGCACUCGACCAACAAAAGGAGGAGAUGGUCGCGUAUGUUCAGCAAGCAACGAACCUCAAGCGCGACUACGCAAUUCAGUGUCUGGAGGCUGGAGGAUGGGAUCUGAAUCGUGCUGGAGAGCUGUUCACGCAAAGCCAACCCACCUUGCCACCCGAUGCAUACAACUAG